Messenger RNA from Paramecium tetraurelia, 1920 nucleotides. RefSeq lists its product as uncharacterized. The transcript has 7 exons. The record is from RefSeq and is a predicted model, not a curated record. Lineage: Eukaryota; Ciliophora; Oligohymenophorea; Peniculida; Parameciidae.
AUGGCACUAAUUGCAAAUGAUACUAAAAGCUUCACCCAUUUUGCAGAUAUAAAUACAAGUGAAUAUUCCCACAAAUUCCUUGAUAAUAAUAUUCUGUAUUAAGGUUAAUUGUUGGAUGAUCAAGCUUUUCACGGUUAUGGCAAGGCAAUCUUUCCUAAUGGGGAUAUAUAUGAAGGAAACUGGAACAAUAACUAAUUGGAUGGUUAUGGAAAGUACACAACAAUAGAUGAAGAAAUUUAUGAAGGUUAUUGGGAAAAAAAUUAGCUGUUGAUAUCAGAAAUGGUGAUUGAUUUACCGAAAUUUGAGACAUAGUUGUUGAAAAAAAUGAUUGAACAAGAGAUUUAUAGUAAAUAUAAGGAAACAGAUAUUAUAAUUUUCGAUGAUGGUUCAUCAUAUAGAGGAUAAUUAACAGAUAACAUAUAGGAUGGUUGGGGAGCUUAAAUUUAUUUGAGUGGUUAAAUGUAUUAAGGUCAAUGGAAGAACGGAAAGUAUGAUGGGUAUGGAAUCAAAUAUUUUUUAAAUGGGGAUGUAUACAUUGGACAUUGGAAGAACGACGAAGCAACUGGUUAUGGGGAAUACAAAUAUUUCGAGGGAGCAUUUUAUCGGGGAUAUUGGCUACACAGCUUUAAACAUUAUUUUGGGAUAGAGUAAUGGAAUGAGACAGCUAAAUACAUUGGAGAAUUCUAGAAAGGAUUUAAACAUGGUAAAGGAAUAUUGACAUUUAAUGAUAAUUCAACUUAUGAUGGAGAAUUUAUUAAUGACGAAAUCCAAGGUUAUGGGGAAUAUCGUUGGGUUGAUGGUCGAAACUAUGUAGGAGGAUGGUAUAAAAAUAAAAUGUAAGGCAACGGGAAAACUACUUGGCCUGAUGGAAGAAUUUAUGAAGGGUCAUAUGAUUAAGACUUGAAAUAAGGGUUUGGAUUGUUUUGUUGGCAAGAUGGUAAGAAAUAUAUAGGAAAUUGGAUGUAAGGGAAAUAACAUGGAAUAGGGAUUAUGUAUGCAUAAAAUGGAGACUAUAAAUUCGGAGAAUGGUUUGAAGGAAAGAGGAAGAGAUGGCUGGAUUAAGUUUAGGAUUCCGACAUAAUUGAGGCAUUUAAAGCUGAUCAUCAAUUUGAAAUUAUUAAGUAGAUUGCCACUGAUAAAACAGAUGAAUCUCCAUUGAAAGCAUCUGAAAGUAUUUGGUCUAUGCCAAGAAUCAGUGACAAACAACUUAUUAGUAGAUUUAGUCUAACUUUGGCUUAGAAAGAUGGCUAAUUUUAUAUUGGUGAAACAAUUAGAGAGGAAAGAUCUGGUAAAGGAAAACUGUUUUCAUAAGAUGGUUCAUUAUAUGAUGGCUAUUGGUCAAAUGAUAAGAGACAUGGAUAUGGCAAGUAAGUCUAUUCAAAUGGUGACACUUAUGAAGGCCAUUGGAUAUGUGACAAGUAAAGUGGAAUUGGUAAAAUGAUUUAUUCGGAUGGUAGUAUAUUGGAGGGAUUUUGGAAUGGUUAAAUCUUGGAUGGAUAUGGAAAGUAAACAUGGCCAGAUGGUUAAUAUUAUGAGGGUUAUUUUUAAAAUUGUUUAAGACAUGGAGAAGGAAAGUUGUUAUUCAAAGAUGGUUCAUAUUAUGAAGGGUAGUUUGAAUCAAAUGAAAUUAUUGGUAAAGGAACUUUUACUUGGAGUGAUGGUUCAUAAUAUAAAGGGUUUAUGAAAAAUGGUUUAAAACAUGGUUAAGGCACAUAUAUUAAUUGCGAUGGAGAUCAUCAUAUUGGAUAGUAAAAAUAGAUAAUAAUAAAUUUUUAGAUUCUACAAAGACACUUGUCAUGGAGAUGGAAAAUCUACAUUGGAUCUUGGUUCCAUGGAGCAAAGCAUGGAAAAGGAACUCUUAAACUUCCAAAUGGAUAAAAGUAGGAAUUGGUAUAUAUUUUUGGUGAAUUAAAAAAUUGA